CUCCCGUCCCCCUCCCCUCAGCUCGGGCCGCAGCUCCCGCUAUGGCUGCGCUACGGAGGCUCCUGUGGCCGCCACCUCGGCUGUCGCCGACGCUCGCCCCUCAGCAACCCUUCCUCUCGCCGUGGGGGCGGCCUGCGGGGACGGCUCCCGGGCUGUCGGGUCGGCCCUUCUCCUGCAGGGAGGAGGACGAGGGGGCCGUGGCUGAGGCGACGUGGCGGCGGCGACGCUGGGGCGAGUUGAGCAUCGCGGCGGCAGCGGGCGGCGGGUUAGUGGGCUUCGUGUGCUACCAGCUCUAUGGAGACCCCAGAACUGAUCCUUCAGAGCUAGCGGUUCCAGAGCUUGAGGACCCGCCCCGAGGGAGGGGGUUGCUACCCAUCCCGGUGGCUGCUGCCAAGGAGACGGUUGCUACUGGCAGAGCUGUUACUGAAGAUUUGGACCUCUAUGCCACAUCUCGAGAGAGACGGUUUCGUUUAUUUGCAUCUAUAGAAUGUGAAGGACAGUUAUUCAUGACUCCAUAUGAUUUUAUUUUGGCUGUUACAACAGAUGAGCCCAAAUUUGCUAAAACGUGGAAGUCACUUUCUAAACAGGAAUUAAGUCAGAUGCUCUCAGAAACACCACCAGUUUGGAAGGGGUCAUCAAAGCUUUUUCGAAAUCUUAAAGAAAGAGGUGUGAUUUCUUAUACAGAAUAUCUUUUUCUAUUAUGUAUCUUAACAAAGCCACAUGCAGGUUUUAGAAUAGCUUUCAACAUGUUUGACACUGAUGGAAAUGAGAUGGUGGAUAAAAAAGAAUUUUUGGUGCUUCAGGAGAUAUUCAGGAAAAAAAAUGAAAAGAGAGAAACUAAAGGAGAUGAAGAAAAACGUGCACUGCUGCGUCUUCAACUUUAUGGAUACCAUUCUCCUACUAAUAGUGUACUUAAAACAGAUUCUGAGGAACUCGUCUCCAGAAGCUACUGGGAUACACUGAGACGUAACACAAGCCAAGCGCUCUUCUCAGACCUCGCAGAGCGUGCUGAUGACAUCACAAGCUUAGUAGCUGAUACUACACUUCUGGUUCACUUUUUUGGAAAGAAAGGAAGAGCUGAGCUCAACUUUGAAGAUUUUUAUAGAUUUAUGGAUAACCUACAAACAGAAGUUCUAGAAAUAGAAUUUCUUUCCUACUCUAAUGGAAUGAAUACUAUCAGUGAAGAAGAUUUUGCCCAUAUUCUUCUACGGUAUACUAAUGUGGAAAAUACAUCUGUAUUUUUGGAAAAUGUGCGCUACAGUAUACCUGAAGAAAAGGGCAUCACAUUUGAUGAGUUCAGGUCAUUUUUCCAGUUUCUAAACAACUUAGAAGACUUUGCAAUAGCUCUCAAUAUGUAUAACUUUGCAAGCCGUUCUAUAGGACAAGAUGAAUUUAAACGUGCAGUGUAUGUAGCUACUGGACUGAAACUUUCACCACAUUUGGUGAACACUGUCUUCAAGAUUUUUGAUGUUGACAAAGAUGACCAGCUAAGUUAUAAAGAAUUUAUUGGGAUUAUGAAAGACAGACUCCAUAGAGGAUUCCGGGGUUAUAAAACAGUCCAGAAGUAUCCCACCUUCAAAUCCUGCCUGAAAAAAGAACUUCACAGCAGAUAAAUCCUCCUAAAACAGUGAUUGAAGAAUUAUGGUCUACGUGACAAGGCAAGAGGCAAGUUUCUGAGAGUGGAUCCCAGUGUGAGGUCAGAGCAUGCAGAAAAUAAAGGGAAAGGUGGAAUUUACCUUUUUUUCCCCCCUUGAACUGAGUUUGUCAAUGUAAAGCAGGAAAACUGCAUCUUGUGAUUACAAACGUUAGCCCUGGGUUUGACCCCAAACACCACCAAGAGAAAACUUACCACAUAUGUAAAUAUAACGAGCUGAGCUUUCACUUUGAUUGGCCGGUCGGAACUUUUUCAUUCCCUCCACAGUACAUGGGUAGUCCUGAUGGCUAGCUGAGAGUAUUUUUAGAUUGUUUAUUUAUUUAUUAGAAAUGUCCUUUAUUUCAAAAUAAUGUAUGAAUGAUAGAAUAUAACAGACCUAAAAAUGGAAACACAUUUUCUGGUUUGGACUGUACUGUUUCAGGUUUGUCCUAAGACCCUUAGAGUUGUUAGGAUGUCCCUGUUAUUUAUCUUGUAUUUAUUUGUGUUGAAGUAAUUUCAGAAAACAAGUGAAAAUUUACUAAGUAAUACGAUGGUUUACAGUGUACUUUAAACUUUUAAAAGUACUUAUGUAAUAUACAUUGUUAGGUUUGUGUAGAUUUUUGUUUGUUUUUUCUGUUCUUUGUGUGUUUUGUUUGUUUGGUUUGGGGGAUUUUUAUGUUUUUCUUUUUUGUUUUUUCAAAGCCAACAGAAUU
Messenger RNA from Acomys russatus (golden spiny mouse), 2346 nucleotides. It is a transcript of the gene Micu3, whose product is annotated as mitochondrial calcium uptake family member 3. Lineage: Eukaryota; Metazoa; Chordata; Mammalia; Rodentia; Muridae. Gene Ontology annotation, biological process: mitochondrial calcium ion homeostasis; calcium import into the mitochondrion. The transcript is spliced from 15 exons. The coding region runs from base 42 to 1613 and encodes 523 amino acids. The record is from RefSeq and is a predicted model, not a curated record. Gene Ontology annotation, molecular function: calcium ion binding. Gene Ontology annotation, cellular component: uniplex complex.